Molecule: messenger RNA, 3015 nt
Organism: Verticillium nonalfalfae
Lineage: Eukaryota; Fungi; Ascomycota; Sordariomycetes; Glomerellales; Plectosphaerellaceae
Exons: 3
Coding region: 1-3015 (1004 amino acids)
Biological process (GO): transmembrane transport
Cellular component (GO): membrane
Molecular function (GO): ABC-type transporter activity; ATP binding; ATP hydrolysis activity
Source: RefSeq, a predicted model, not a curated record
AUGGCGUCCCCAGAGCAGGUUCGCACACCUGUUAACCCGGUUUCGGACCCCGCGACAACAACCGACACAUCGACGGCCGCGUCUAUACUCCGCGACAUCCUCAUCUGGUAUCCGGGAACCCUCUUGAUCGUCUUCUUCAUCUCCGGCGUCGCCUACAGCAUAUUGACUGCCAAAAGAGAGGACGAAAUUGUUGAGCCAGGCGUCCGCGGUCCAGGUGGCAAACCUCUCCCCGCCACGAAGAAGAGGAAAAGAAACAGUGAUGGCAACAGUAACCAUUGGGGUCCCGACCCGUCUCCUGCCUUCAAAAAGGUCUUCGCAUGGCUGUCUCUGGCCAUGUUUCUCGUCUUUUUCGCCAAUGGCAUCGCCCACUUCGUCCACGUAGUCGAGGUCUGGCCGGCACAACGAGACGGCCAAGUUGUCUGGCGCGAGACGGAAGAAAUGAGCGUGUUCCUGAUCGGCGCGACCAAUUUCUAUCUAUACCUUUUUGUCACGAUCCUCGAAUGGCACCACAGCCCGUCACUUGUACACUUCAUUACCUGGACGCUUGCCUUUGCUGGCGAGCUGACCAUCACAACCUGCGCUCUCGCCAUAUUCGAAAAGCGCCGCGACACCCACGGCACCGCUGCGUUACGACCUCUCGACAACUUCGACAGCAAGUCGGACAAGUGGGAUCUGAUCGACAUCGUCCUGGCCAUCGUGCGACUCGUUCUUGCCUUCUGCCUCGUCAGCACGUACACCGCGUUAUGGAUCCGCAAAGCCUGGAACAACAGGGACAAAUAUGAUCGGGAUGCGGAACGGUUGGGUGCGGAAGAAGUCACACCACUUCUCAACGGUACGCGGACGACCUACCGCACCCAGAACGGCCGCGAGGUUCAUACACGCGAGGCGAACGGCCGGAGCAUCCGUGGCCGGAAUGGUAGUGCUACGGCCAGCACCAACGGCGUCGUCGGGGCCAUCAGCCUAGUCAAGGACGAGUCAGCCGCGUUCUACCGACCCGAGAAGAUGCCGCACAAGACGUGGUGGGAGUAUCUAAGGGGCUAUGGCGUAUUCUUCCCUUACCUCUGGCCCCGAGACUCGUGGCGGCUGCAGCUCAUCUUCGCUAUCUGCACUCUUCUGCUGCUCGCGCAGCGCUGGGUGAACCUCCUGGUGCCGCUCCAGAUCGGACAUCUCACCGAUGCCCUCUCCGAGGGCGAGGACCCAUGGAAAGCGCUGAUCUUGUUUAUCAUUUACAAGCUACUACAAGGACCUUCGAUGCUCCUGGGCGCCGUGCGGUCCAUACUCUGGGUACCCAUCUCCCAGUACUCGUAUCGAGCUUUGACGACCUCGGCGUUCGAGCACGUUCAUUCGCUGAGUCUGGACUUCCACCUUGGCAAGCGCACCGGCGAGGUGCUGUCGGCACUCAACAAAGGUGCCUCGAUCAACCAAUUCCUCGAGCAAGUUACGUUUCAAGUUUUGCCCAUGCUCAUUGACUUGGGGGUGGCCGUCUUCUUCUUUUAUGUCCGAUUCGACGCAACGUACGCGGUUAUCGUCAGCUGCAUCUCCUUCUGGUACCUUUAUCUCACCAUACGCAUGGCGCAAACCCGUGCCGAUCAACGCAGGGCCAUGACGAACGCCGACCGGGAGGAGGAGGCUGUGAAAAAUGACUCGAUCACAAGCUAUGAGACGGUCAAGUACUUCAACGCCGAGGACUGGGAGUUCAGGCGUUAUCGCAACGCCAUUCGGGUCUUCCAGGAGGCUGAGGCGCAGGUCACAUGGGGCAUGAACAAGAUGAACGUCAUCCAGGCGCUCGUCUUCAUGGCUGGCAUGACUGUUGUUCUGCUUUUUGGCUCCUAUCAAGUCACAAACGAACACCGAACUGUCGGCGACUUUGUCAUGCUUCUCACUUACCUCAAUCAGCUCCAGGGCCCUCUCAACUUCUUCAGCAGCUUCUACCGUACCAUUCAACAGGCAAUGAUCUCGGGUGAGAGGCUGCUGGAACUGUUCAAGAUCGAGCCCACCGUUGUGGACUCCGAUACAGCGAAGCCAUUGACUGAGUGUCAAGGGCACAUCCGUUGGAACAAUGUUGCGUUCGCCUACGACCCACGCCAGCCUGCUCUCAAGGAACUCGAUUUCGAGUGCACGCCAGGGACGACGACUGCGUUUGUUGGCGAAUCCGGAGGCGGCAAGUCGACCGUGUUUCGGUUAAUGUUCCGCUAUUACAACACGACAAGCGGUAGCAUUGAGAUUGACGGACAGGAUGUGAAAGAUUUGACAAUCGACUCCGUGCGGCGCUACAUAGGCGUGGUGCCACAGGACACGACCCUGUUCAACGAGAGUUUGAUGUACAAUCUCAAGUAUGCCAACCCGAGCGUCACUGAGGAAGAUGUGUACGAGGCUUGCCGCGCAGCAAGUAUUCAUGACCGGAUCCAGUCUUUCCCUGACGGCUACAACACAAAGGUUGGCGACCGAGGACUGCGAUUGAGUGGAGGCGAGCGACAGCGUGUGGCCAUCGCGCGCACCAUCUUGAAGAAUCCCAAGAUCAUCAUGCUCGAUGAAGCCACAUCGGCACUUGAUGCCCACACAGAGCAAGAAAUUCAGGACAAGCUCGGCAAUCUCGGUCACGGCCGCACUCUUCUCAUCAUUGCCCAUCGCCUAUCUACCAUCACGCAUGCAGACCAGAUUAUUGUUCUCAACAACGGAAAGAUUGUUGAAAAGGGCACACAUGAGCAGCUUGUCAAUGCCAAGGGCCGCUAUGCCUCCAUGUGGGAGAAGCAAGUGCAGGCUGAGCGUGCCGCCGAGAAGGCGCGUGCCGCCAGCCGCAAGGCCCACAAACUCAUGCGUAAAGCCAACAUUGUCAGCAAGGGCCGUACAGAUGGAACGUCGGACGGGUACAACAGCCUCUCGUCUUCGACAAUCCUCCCUGGAGCAACCGACCAGAACUCCAAAGCCACUGCACCACGUGGGGACACGUCGAGCUCAUCCACAAGUUCCGACGCUGAUUCUACACAUAACUAUCACGAUGAAACGGAGCGGUAG